Triplophysa dalaica is the source of this 2867-nucleotide messenger RNA. It is a transcript of the gene retreg2, whose product is annotated as reticulophagy regulator family member 2. The transcript has 9 exons. The record is from RefSeq and is a predicted model, not a curated record. Lineage: Eukaryota; Metazoa; Chordata; Actinopteri; Cypriniformes; Nemacheilidae. The coding region runs from base 227 to 1909 and encodes 560 amino acids.
UGUUUUCUGGGGUUGACUUACUCUGAGUUUGCACUUACCCUGCUUUCUGAAACAGGCCCCAGCAGAUGUCACCCGUGGGCGCAGUAAACAGUGCGCACGUGACACCGCAACAGCCUGUAAAAUCCUUUCUGCCGUGUUUCUGUUUUUUUCUUGUAAUCCGUGACGAGCGUCUCCUGUCCGAACCCCGUAAUCAACACGCACAACAAACAAAACUGGAUCAGUGAAAAUGGCGAGCAGCGAGGAGGAGGGUUUGGAGGCCUGGUUCCCCGCGCCCGUCGGCGGAGAGGACGAGCCCGAGCUGCGGCGGCUGCGGGAGCGUCUGCGCGGGUGGCUGUCGCAAUACGAGCCGGCGCUGAUCUCCGCGCAGCGGCUGCUGGUUUGGGAGAGGCCGCUGCACAGCAGCAUCGCGGCGCUCAUGCUCAACACGGCGUUCUGGCUUCUUUCGUCUACGUCCUUGCGACCCUUGUUUCUCCUGGCUGUGUCCCUUAUUGGACUGACCCUUCUGGAGAGAUGGAAAGACAAGCUGCCACAGAUCUCUGUGUUUCAUACAGAGGUUGCUGUGGUUAAACGUUGUGAGAAUGAGUCGGUCGUAAAUGUUUCGUUUCACAGUGAAGUGAUAUCGGAUCAGCCCCAUCUGUUAAGUGUGGAUGAACUGAGCCAUCAUCUAGCAGAAAGUUACCUGACCUUCACCCUUUACAUCCAAGAAACACUGCAGUAUAAACGCCAGAAUCACGGCAAGUUCUGUAUUAUGAUGUGUUCGGGAUGUUUUCUUUUGGCUGCGGUUGGACAUUACAUUCCCGGGAUUAUGAUCUCCUACAUUAUAUUGCUGAGUGUCCUGCUGUGGCCGCUGGUGGUCUAUCAUGAGCUCAUUCAGAAGAUGUACACCGGACUCGAACCCAUCCUGAUGAAACUCGACUACAGCAUGAAGGGAGACACACAGCGGCGUAAAUACGAUAAGAGAAAGCUGAAGAAGGAGCAGGAAGAGGGAGAUGAGCCCAGGGCGGAAACGGAGAGCGAAAGCGAGGAAGAGCUCUCCUGCUUCGCCACGACCGUGGAUGUUAAGACUACAGCUCUGGCGAUGGCCAUCACUGACUCUGAGCUAUCGGAUGAGGAAGUGUCUAUACUGGAGAGUGGAGGUUUCUCUGUAUCCAGAGCAACCACCCCUCAACUUACAGACGUCUCUGAAGAUUUGGAUCAACAAAGUGUCCACAGCGAACCAGAGGAGGCGUUCACCAGAGACCUAGCAGAGUUUCCAUCGGUGGACGAGUUGCCUUCUAUUGAACCGGGUCUGUUUCAUUUCCCCCUGCGUGUCCUCGGGUCCAGCCAAACCCGAGCUUCCGGUUCAGAUCUCCAGGAGGAGCGGCUGUCGCCGGCCAGCCUCCUCAUUCAACACUUAGCAUCCCCGCUCCACUUCGUCAACACGCACUUCAACGGAAACGGACAGGCCGCGGGGUCGGAGCAAAGCAUUGUGGUUACUGAGCAAGUCCCGACACCCGCUCGCUCCCUGGAGGCGCUUAGCGAGGAGAUAGUGACCACGGCCAUCUCCACCGUUGUACAAAACACUCUUUCGGCACUGUUGCGGUCUACGGAGGCCAGCGAGGUGUCCUCCUUGGGCUCCUUUCUUCCCACCGAGACACCUCCUUGCCCAAUGGAAACGCCCCUCGAGUCGGCAUCCGCACAGGAAGCCAUUGCGGAGGAGGAGGAUGAUGUGGACACGACGGAAGCCAGCACGGAAGAGCAGCCAGAUGUCACGCUCGUGCCCGCCGAAGAAGAGGACUUUGAACUUCUGGACCAAAGCGAACUGGAACAGAUGGAUGAGGGGCUGGGCUUUGAGGGACAGGAAGAGGGCGGGGUGUCUGCCGACACGCCCCCGAGCAAUCAGCAGCCGGCAGAACAGCAGGACUCCUAGCUUCCCAACUGUAAACUGUUUCUUUUUAUUUAUGGUUAAUGUAGAUUCCGUAAACUGACACACGCAGCAUAUGUUUUGUGAAAGGGUACGUUGAGGUCGACUAUGCCUUUUAGUUUGUUUUCAUGAAUGAGAUCACUGUGAUUGUUGGCGGGUUUGUCGAGCAGUGAAUGUCGUGUCUUGCAAAACGUACGACACCAAGUCCGAUUUGAGAUGGUAAAUCGUUUUUUUCUCUAGAGAUUCACGUUCAGCCUCGAACCAACAGCAGCAAAUUAAGCCGCUCGGGUUUGAAAAUCAAUGUAAGGGAAGAGUUCACCUAAAAAUGAAAAUCAUAUGUAUUUCCAUUUAUUUAUUGAACAGAACAGCUAAUUUUACUGAUGUUAUUUUCGUGCAAUGAAAGUCAAUAGUGACCCAGAGCUGUCAAGCUUCAAAAUAGAUUCAAAGUCUUCCGAAAGCCAUACGACUUACAUUUUUUUGUGCGUUUUUCACACAUAGUAGUCCUAUGUAAUGAAAAGUAAAUAUAGCGCAUGAGAUAUUUGAAUCACUUUAUUUCUCCUGGUAGAACUGGCCAGCCUCUCGUCCCCAUUCACUUACAUUGUAUCAAAUUGCGUGCAUGUUUUUUCCUUGCGUGUUCAGCAGAAGAAAAUCUUGCAGUUUACAGAAUUUCAACAUUUGGGUGAACUGCUCCUUUCAAAUAGACUGAAAUACUUUCAAUGUUUACUGCAUAUCUUGAUACUCAUCACAUCUCUGUAACGGAUAACAGGAGACAUCGGUUGCCAGUCCCUGACUGACCAUCAUCAUAAGGUUUAAUGAACUGGUUUUAACUUUUCAAACCUGCACAUUAGUAAAUAGUUAUGGAGAUUAUAAAAAAUAUCAUAAUUAACUAAUGAACUAAUAUAUUCUGGAAUAUAUACAUAUAAAGUGGAUGAUUGUAUUUAUUAAAAUUGGUCGGAAUGAAAAU